Messenger RNA from Cyclospora cayetanensis, 1134 nucleotides. RefSeq lists its product as uncharacterized. NCBI's taxonomy places the organism in Eukaryota, Apicomplexa, Conoidasida, Eucoccidiorida, Eimeriidae. The record is from RefSeq and is a predicted model, not a curated record. Bases 1 to 1134 code for a protein of 377 amino acids. The transcript has 3 exons.
AUGGGAGCAGCGCAUGCGCUUGGGGGCUACAAAGUAGCUAGGGUCUUAGCUCUAUCAAGUUGGUAUACUAAUUGGCAUUUUAAAAGGGUGAUAUCUCGUCAAGCUAAACAGUUAUUGUUAGUGUUGUCCAUAACUGCUAAAUUGGCAGUGCUCGGUCCCGCUGCAUUCCAACGGCAUGCUGUUCACGCUUCCACCUUCAUAUGUUUGGACGUAUUAGCCCUUGUGGAACCCAAAGUGGAUAUUGAAGGAGUUCAUGCAAUGAACAAGGACGUGAAAUCACCGCUACUGGACCGUUGCGAGGCGGCUGAAGGGAAGCAUGCCGCAUCUGAGAGCCUACCAACUCGCCAAGCUUUCGAGGCCCUUAUAGAGCCCUUGAGCUUACAAGCGCCUCUCGAUGAUUUAGGGAGCGUCCAGCCUCCCAGUGCAUCAGAAACUCGCAAGUCGCCCUCUUUUGUCGCCGGCGUGUCAGAAAAAUUAGCUGCACUCGCUAAGCUCUUGCGCAAGUCCCCAGGAAACACUGAAGGUGGAGCAGAAAGACGAACUAUUCAGGCUGAGCCAGAGCCCAGACAGGAGCAAGGCCACCCAUUGAAAUAUCUAACGUUGGCGGCUGGUGUGCUCACUGGCAUCUGGGGAUGGCGCGCUGCGCGAUCCAUGGAGCGGGUGGUUUCCCGGCGUUAUUCAGAUAUUGCAUACCAAAUACGGCGGCCUGACUCGAUUAGUGCUCGCAUUAGCGCCUUCAAGUUUCUGGUCCUAGGUGGGCUUGUACUUCCAGGAUCGGGCGUUGCGUUCGUCAGCUGGCAGUCCCGUCUACAGCUGUCUCGGUCAGCUGGCGCCCCUCACGAGCCCCCGGAUACCGACAAGCCGCCACUACAGUCUACUGACAUUUCUAACUCUAGGCGACCACUUAUCUCCGAAGUGCUACCACUAGGAGUACAGAUUGAAUUGCGUCGGAUGGCUGUGUCAUUCCGCGGUGGCUUGGAGGCAUUUGUUGAGGCUGUUGCACCGUCAAGGGAAAAGUGGGCAGAAUGGGCAGCAGGUGCGCGGGUAUCACAUAUCUCAGGCUUUCAGCGACCAUCAGCUGUGGGCUCCCGCCUGCCCACGUGGGUAUCAGAAGAUUCCAAAAGUGCAGAUUGA